Manihot esculenta (cassava) is the source of this 1560-nucleotide messenger RNA. RefSeq names its product putative pentatricopeptide repeat-containing protein At1g12700, mitochondrial. Lineage: Eukaryota; Viridiplantae; Streptophyta; Magnoliopsida; Malpighiales; Euphorbiaceae. The transcript has 3 exons. The coding region runs from base 50 to 1417 and encodes 455 amino acids. The record is from RefSeq and is a predicted model, not a curated record. Gene Ontology annotation, molecular function: protein binding.
UCCUCAUUCCCAAUCCCGAUCCAUCCUCAAAACAACUGACGAGAGAUCGAUGAUGAUGAAGAUGCCUUGGAGGAGGAAGAGCAGGAGCUUCCAUCUUCAGCUACAAGGGGCAAUUGGUACCAUUCAAUCUCCAUUCCUAUUCUUAUUUACCAAUUAUUGCCAUUCUUCUACUUCCACACUUGAAGAUUCACGCUUCUUGACAAAUAAUUUCAAAUCUGCUUCUUUUACCCACCUUGAUGAUGCCAUUGCUUCCUUCAAUCAUGUAAUUCAUAAGCAUCCUCUGCCUUCUAGGAUUCCAUUUAAUAGAUUCUUAUCUGCCCUUGUGAAAAUGAAACAAUAUCACACUGUCCUUUCCAUGUCCAAAACAAUUGAAUUGCUAGGAAUCUCUCACGAUGUUUAUUCUCUUAACAUCUUAAUUAAUUGCUUCUGCCGUUUACAUCUUGUGGAUUUUGGCUUCUCUGUUUUCGGAAAGAUGUUCAAAUUCGGAUUGGAGCCUACCAUUGUGACAUUUACUACCUUAAUUAAUGGGCUUUGUAUAGAGAGUAAAAUGGACAAAGCAGUGGAAUUUUUCGAUGAUAUGGUCGCACGUGGUUAUCAACCUAAUGUUUAUACUUUCAAUGUGAUAGUAAAGGGAUUGUGUAAAUUUGGGAAAACAAAUCUGGCUAUUGAGCUACUAAAGGAAAUGGCUGAUAGAGGUUGUGAGCCAGAUGUUGUGACAUACAAUGCAAUCAUUGACACCCUUUGCAAAGAUGAGCUAGUUGGUGAGGCUUUAGAGCUCUUCUCUCAAAUGAGGAAUAAGGGCAUUUCACCUCAUGUCAUCACUUACAAUAGUUUAAUUCAUGGUGUUUGCAAAUUAGGCCAAAAGAACCAAGCUUUGGCCUUGAUGAAUGAAAUGGUGGAGCAGAACAUAUUACCAAAUGUUUAUACCUUCAGUGUAUUGAUUGAUGCUCUUUGUAAGGAUGGAAUGGUUUCAGAGGCUCAAAAUACAUUCAAUGUAAUGAUUCAAAGAGGUGUAGAGCCUGAUGUGGUCACCUACAAUUCCUUAAUUGAUGGUCUUUGCAUUUCAGACCAAUUCCAGGAAGCUUUGGCCUUGUUGAAAGAAAUGGUGGGGAGGAACAUAUCCCCUGAUGUUUUUACCUUCAAUAUAUUGAUAGACACUCUUUGUAAGAAAGGACUGGUUUCAAAUGCACAGAAUAUAAUCAAAAUAAUGAUUCAAAGAGGUGUGGAACCUAAUGUUGUCACUUAUAAUUCAUUGAUGGAUGGAUAUUGUCUGUGCAAGCAAAUUGAUAAGGCUAGAAAGGUAUUUGAUCUGAUGGUGACCAAUGAAAUAGCUGACAUUUUUAGCUACAGCAUUUUGAUCAAUGGAUAUUGGUAUGUUUCAAGCAGGGAGGCCCCAAACUGCGCAGGAGCUCUUUAAGAAUAUGUGCUCUCAUGGUCAACAGCCUAAUCUUGUGACCUAUUGCAUUCUGAUCAAUGGUAUGUGCAAAGCUGGCAAGAUUAAUGAUGCCAAGGAACUGUUUUCUAGUCUUUUUGAAAAUGAUUUACAACCUAAUGUUCAUA